Messenger RNA from Anopheles maculipalpis, 1360 nucleotides. RefSeq names its product RCC1-like G exchanging factor-like protein. Lineage: Eukaryota; Metazoa; Arthropoda; Insecta; Diptera; Culicidae. The transcript is spliced from 3 exons. Bases 1 to 1359 code for a protein of 452 amino acids. The record is from RefSeq and is a predicted model, not a curated record.
AUGCGUUCCACCAUCCAGUGGUGCCGCUCAGGAUAUUCACAGUUUGUAAGCACCCGUUCCUAUGCUUCCGCUAGCAGACGCAGUGUCCUCCGUCAGGAUGUAUCCCGCUUGCCGGUACAUCAGUUCCCGAUCGCCAAAGCAACCGACACGCGUGUGUAUGUGUGGGGUUUGGCUGCAACCGGAGCGCUCGGAAUUCAAACAUCCGUGAAGAAGCAGGCCCAAGUGUUUACCGAUUUCGUGCAGCAUCCAAGCAGGCUUAGUUUCGCCGAAGGACACAGCGUAUCGGAUGUUGCAGCAGGGUACGGAUUUACGGUGUAUGUGGUCAACGGUGAACGGAACGAAACGCAACUAUGGGGCACCGGCAUCAAUACCGAUGGGCAGCUGGGCUAUCAAAAAGCACCCGGACCGCACAGUAAACCACUCGAGCUGCUUAUCUAUCCGGCACCGAUUGAUCUAAGUACUGCGAAGAUGCAACCACGCCAGCGUAUUGUACGUGUAGCCGCAGGACGAGCACAUGUGCUUGCGCUUACGGAGGACGGUGAAGUUCUGGCGAUGGGCAAUAAUGCAUAUGGACAGUGUGGUCGAAAAAUUCUCCCGGACGAAGAUUAUUUCCGCAAUCCGGUAGUAAACACCAUUCCGCUCGAGGAACCGGUACGAGCAAUCGAAUGUGGACAAGAUCACAGUUUAAUGCUGACGGAAACGGGUCGAGUGUUUUCGUGCGGUUGGAGUGAUGAUGGCCAGGCUGGACAGGGCAGAUACGGACUGAUCGACACACCCGGCCCAGCAGAAGGCGAUCUGAAAGGGGAACAGAUAGUAAAGAUUUCCAGCAGCUGUGAUACAAUAUUAGCCGUAAAUGCGAACGGAGAGCUGUUCGGAUGGGGUAAUUCGGAAUACGGACAGCUCGGGGAUGUAGCACAUGAUAAUCCGCAAAUCAAUACACCACGGUACCUGUCCUUCACCAAAGAGUGUGGCAAAAUUGUCGACAUUGCCGCCGGUGGCUCAUAUUGUUUUGUUUUAAAUGAGCACGGAGAUGUAUUUUCCUGGGGGUACGGUAUCCUUGGCUUCGGUCCGGAGGUGCAGCAUCGUCCCGCUCCUACACGCAUUCCACCCGCUCUCUUUGGUAGAAAUGAAUUCAAUCCAAAGGCGAAGGUGAUCGCGAUCGCGUGUGGAAUUACUCAUUGUGCGGCCAUCAACGAUCAGCACGAUCUGUAUAUGUGGGGCCACAAUCGGUACGCCUGUCUCGGGUUGGGUCACAAAAACGAUCAGUUCUUUCCGCUGAAGGUAGCUCUGAAUGCACGCGUCCAGAAGGUGACCUGCGGUGUGGAUCAUACCGUAACGCUUUGUAAGGCAUUUGUAUGAG